CUCUUUAACCAUCACUUUUUCUUUGUCCCCUCACCUUCAACAAUCAUCAAAGAAACACUUCCAUUGAACCUUAACCAAACCACCUCCUUUUUUUCUUUUAAUCCGUUUUCUCCAUCUUUCUCAGUGCAAAACUUUUUUCUUAUUUUCCCUCAUCUCACUCUCUCUUUUCCCCAGUCAACACUUUCCUACUGGUUUCAUCUGAUUCCUCAACCAGUUUACACCCAAAAGAGUACAGUGAACAAGAAAAAAAGAAAAAAGAAGAAAGGAAAAAAAGAAGAACCAUCUUUAUUCCCUCCUAUACAUAUACAUAUUCAUAUAUUUCCCUUUUGGAGGUUAAAUAUGGGGUUCUCUGAGAAGCCACAAGUGGAAGAGUCAGAUAGUACUAGAAAAUGGGUCAUUGCUGGAAUCCCUUCACGAGUUCCAUUGAAGCCAAUAUACACCACCAAAGAAGAAGAACAUGAUGAAGAAGAGUGCUCAUCAACGACACCAAAAGGGGAAGAAGCAAAGAUUCCAACCUCGUUGAAGUGUCCACCAGCUCCUAAGAAGAGAAAACCUUCUUUGAAGUGCAACUAUCGUGGUGGUGGUGGAUCAAGAGAGUUCUUCACUCCACCGGACUUAGAAACUGUGUUUAUACGCCAUGUUGAAAGGGCUUAGCUAGCUAAUUGAUCAAUUCAUAGAGGUGGGAAAAUGAAAAUAACCCUUCACCUAUUAAACCUUAGCUUGUUAUUAAUUAGAGCUAGCUAGAAUUAAUUUAGUUCUGUUAUGCAACUUUCUAUUUUAUAUUUUAUCAAGUUUUUAAGUCAUUUUAA
Messenger RNA from Glycine soja, 809 nucleotides. Its product is annotated as cyclin-dependent protein kinase inhibitor SMR6-like. NCBI's taxonomy places the organism in Eukaryota, Viridiplantae, Streptophyta, Magnoliopsida, Fabales, Fabaceae. The transcript has a single exon. Gene Ontology annotation, biological process: regulation of DNA endoreduplication. Bases 340 to 654 code for a protein of 104 amino acids. The record is from RefSeq and is a predicted model, not a curated record.